AUGAAACCAGCUAAACUCAUCGGAAAAGCCAGUAUUCCUGUUUCUGCAGUGAUCUCAGCAGAUAGUUCAUCAGGUAUCCACAGGCUCCAGAUUGCUGCCCCUGAAGAUGGCAGAAAGGAAUCACUUGACAAAAAAACUGCUAAAGAUCUAUCUCCCAGAACCAAUAAUCUUACAGACCAUUCCAAUAAACCUCGUCAUCGAUAUCCAAUGGAUAAAAAUGCUGGAGCUAGAUCGAUAACAUUGGCAGACCAUUCAAAGGAGACUCGAUCCACAACUAGAGAGCCCACCAACUCAGGUAAGAGGUCAGGAACCAUGAACCUAAGACAGCAACAGAAGCUGGGAUUCGAGAAGCAAUCUCAUCCAGCAACCGCAUCAUCAGACUCAAACAGAACAAGAAGGAAGCCUGGUAAACAGCCAACAGAAUCGAGUUCUCCGCUUCAAAAACCCAGAGCAAAAUCCCUCAACUUGCAGCCAAGUGAUGAUGAACUGAGCGACAUUAGCGACUUAAGACAUUUCAGUCACCAAGGCGAUGUGGUUUCUCUGGAAUCUGAGAGCAACAUUAGCUUGGCUUCACAGGUUGAUGAUGAAGUCUCAAGCAUUGACAGAUCUCAUAAGAUCAAUAGGACUUUUAUCCAGCAGGCACACUGGAAAAAAAGGAACCUAGUGGAAAGGUCAACCAAGGACACAUCACUUCCAGAACCAAGACCAGCUUCCUCAGAACAACCGAGUCCUGUGUCUGUUCUUGAUGCCACAUUCUAUGGUGAUGAAUCACCAUCUCCCAUUAAGAAGAUAUCAAUUGCCUUUAAAGAUGAUGAUGAAUGGAUUCCUAUGGAAAAUUACUCAUCACACAGUAUGAGCUCCAGUCUCAACUCAAUGAACAAUUAUAGGAAUGAGCAGAAAAUCAAGUCCUUAAUUCAGAAUCUUCAGGAGAUAUUAUCUUCUCAGGACGAAGACAUCAUGGAUGGAGCUACACCUCUCUAUAAUCGCACAAAUCCAGAUCAUCAGUACAUUUCCCAAAUACUUCUAGCAUCAGGUCUCCAUAAAGAUUUUGAAUCUGGUUUAACAACCAUCAACCUCCAUCCAACAGGCAUCCCAAUCAACCCUGAUAUAUUCCAUGCCCUCGAGCAAGCCAAAGCAAGCUCUGGCCACUUCAUUGAUGAUCACAACAGUAAAAAGAAUUCCCAGUUAAAAACUCAAGCCAAAAUCCAAAGAAAACUUCUGUUCGAUGUAGUGAAUGAAAUAUUAGUCAACAAAUUGCUACCAGAAAAUUCUUGCAAACGGUGGCUCUUGUCAAAAAUGCUGGCUGGGAAAAGACAGAUGCAACAGCAGUUAUUGGGAGAAUUGUGCUCAGAUAUAGAUAGGCUGCAAGGUACACAUUGCCUUUUCGAUGAUGAGGACGACAAUUCAAGAAGCAUCCUAUGGGAAGUUUUGAUGCAUCAAUCGAUUCACUGGACCAAUUGCCAUGAUGAAAUUCAAGGAAUAGUUUUGGAUGUGGAACGUUUGAUCUUUAAAGACUUAAUAACAGAGAUCAUAUCCAGUGAGAUGAUUGGUCAACAAGGAAGGUUCGCUGGGCAUCGCAGGCAACUAUUUCUGAAAUAA
Dovyalis caffra is the source of this 1599-nucleotide messenger RNA. NCBI's taxonomy places the organism in Eukaryota, Viridiplantae, Streptophyta, Magnoliopsida, Malpighiales, Salicaceae. The record is from the annotation of a GenBank genome assembly.